Aphidius gifuensis is the source of this 975-nucleotide messenger RNA. Its product is annotated as F-box/LRR-repeat protein 2-like. Gene Ontology annotation, cellular component: SCF ubiquitin ligase complex. Lineage: Eukaryota; Metazoa; Arthropoda; Insecta; Hymenoptera; Braconidae. The transcript has a single exon. Bases 1 to 975 code for a protein of 324 amino acids. Gene Ontology annotation, biological process: SCF-dependent proteasomal ubiquitin-dependent protein catabolic process. The record is from RefSeq and is a predicted model, not a curated record.
AUGGGUACUGCGUAUUGUGCGGACAACAUCUCAACAGAAGAACUUGAGACUAUUUUUUGUACAUGCAAAAAUCUAAAACAUCUUGAUAUUCCACGAGGUCCUUAUACUGUAGCUGAAAUUCCUCUUGAGAAAUGGAUAAACUUUCAAAAUUUACAACAUCUUGGAAUUUCUUGUCAUUUAAAGCCUGGCUUCGCAAAUGCAAUUGUUAAAUAUUGCAAGAAUUUAAAACAUUUGAGAAUAUAUUAUUCUUAUGGCAUUAUAAACAAUGCUUUAACGAAGUUGACAGAAUUGGAAAAUCUUGAAUGUUUAAUAUUGGAUGGUCCGAUUGAUCUCUAUGAUGAAUCAAUAAUCGCUAUUUCAAACAAUUGUCAAAAACUUAAACGUUUAGAAAUUGCUGAAUGCAUGAUAGUAUCAGCUAUUGAUGAUGUCCCACUGUCUUCUCCAUCUGUUCUUGAUGAGUUAUCAAAAUUGCAAUAUCUUGAACAUUUAAAUUUACGUCUUGUAGAAAAGCUUAAAGAUAGUACAAUUAUUGCUAUUGCUAAUAAUUGUGAAAACCUAAAAUGUUUAGAUAUCCGAGAGUGCACAGCUAUUACUGAAAAAGCUCUUGUUGCUUUAACAAACUUGAAAAAUUUACAAAUACUUAAUGUAAGUUUUCUUGAUGAUAUAAUUACCAACAGCUUUAUUAUCAAAUUAAAAGGAUUAAGAAAAUUGUAUUGUGAAGCUUGUGAUAAAGUUACUGAUGCUGGUAUUAUUCAGUUUAUAAAAAAUAAUCCAGAUCUUGAAUUUCUUAAUGUCUGCUCUAUUGAUACGAUUAGAACUAACUUGAUUAUUGGUGCUGAUCAGGCAACUAAAAAUCGUACAAAUGGUAUCAUUUUACACAUACGAAUAUCUGAUGCGUCGAUAUUACAAGCUUCUAAGUCAAUAAUUAAAUCUCAAUGGCUGGUUGUUGGCUGUAAGGAUGUGCCAUACUUUUAA